AACUGACUAAUCGAUGCAACCUUAGGAGGUCUGCAUGACCUGCUGAAGAUGCUGAUUUCACAGACUCAAACAUAUGACUAAAUACUGGCUAUAAAAGCCCAGAAAUGUUUACUGACUGCUCUCACUGCAGAAAUGAGCACCAUCAUAUUAGCAGUGGUUCUCACACUUGUGGGAUGCCAUGCCAAUAUUGCACCAUCCUUUCAUCAAGGCAAAACCUAUGUGUACAACUAUGAAGGAGUGAUCUCAAGUGGAUCGCAAGAGCGACAACUUGCAAAAACUGGUAUCAGACUAACGUGCAAAGUGGAGAUCAGUGCAUUACCCCAAAAUAAUCUUCUUCUUAAGCUUCUGAGUCCAGAAAUAGAGGAAUACAAUGGCAUUUGGCCCAAUGCUCACUUUACUGCCGCAUCAAAACUUACCCAAACAUUAGCACCCCAGCUCAGCCAGCCUGUGACAUUUGAAUACAAUGAUGGCCGUGUUGGAAGGAUAUACACAGCUGAAAGUACAUCUGAUACUGUUGUUAACAUCCAGAGAGGAAUUCUUAAUAUUUUACAAAUCACUGUCAAGUCAACACAAAAUGUGUAUGAAUUGCAAGAGAUAGGUGUGGAAGGUAUUUGUCAUUCAAACUAUGUUAUUCAGGAAAACAAAAAAGCUAACCAGAUCACUAUUGCAAAGUCAAGAUCCUUGAAUAAUUGUCUGGAGAAAAAAGUUAAACAAACUGAGCCUGCACUGGGACAAACAUGCAUCUCGUGCAAGCAGAGAAACAUAAAUUUGCAAGGCAAUGUUGCCUACAACUAUGUGAUGAAGCAAAAAGAUGGCAGCACUCUAGUAACUCAAGUAAGAGGUCAAGCUGUCUACCAGUUUGCACCCUUUAAUGAACAAGGUGGUGCAGGAGUAACAGAAACAAGCCAGAAACUUGACCUAAUAAAUGUGAGAAAUGAGCAAGCUCAGGCACCUCGGCUUCAUCUUCAGCAUCGAGGAAAUCUAAUGUACCAUUUUGCACCCAAUGUCCUUCAAAACCCUAUUCAACUUAAACGAUCCAUGCAGCCUGAAACUGAGAUUACAGCAGCACUACAGCAUCUAGUACAGAAUAAUGUGCGUCAGCUUCAUUCGGAUGCGCCUUCCAGGUUUAUGCUGCUUUCCCAAAAACUACGUGAACUUAAUGAAGACAAUAUAGAAAACAUCUGGAAGAGCUACUCAAAGAGACCAGAGUACAGACAGUGGAUUUUAAAUGCACUUCCUGUUGCUGCUACACCUGCUGCUCUGAAAUACAUUAACCAGAAGUUUCAAAAUGGUGAAAUCACUCGUGCAGAAGCAACUGAAGCCUUAACUAUUGGACUGUUUAUGGCAAGACCUAGCAGAAAGGUUGCAGAAGUCACCUCAGAAAUCCUGAAAUCAUCACACGUUCAGAAGUCUCCUUAUCUUCAUAAAAUGGUCCUACUUGGUUAUGGUUCUGUGGUUUACAAGCAGUGCCUUGAUGAGAACCUUUGCUCUGAAUCUUUACUUCAGCCACUUCAUGAAUUCAUUGAUAAGGUUACAGUCAGCACCGAUGAAGAACAGACUCUUUUAGCUCUUAAGGCUCUUGGCAAUGCUGGUCAACCAGCAAGCAUCAAACGAAUACAAAAGUUUCUGCCUGGAUUUUCAUCAUCAGCUUCUCAUUAUAAAGUAAAAGUACAAACUGAAGCAGUCAUGGCACUGAGAAAUAUUGCAAAGAAGGACCCAAAGAAGGUACAAGACAUCACCAUUCAGAUUGCCUUGAAUCAAGCGUUUCAAGCAGAAGUACGAAUGGCUGCAACCCGAAUCCUUUUUGAAAGUCAGCCUUCAGUAGCUUUAAUAACAGCACUAGCGGAGUCUUUGAGAAAAGAAACCAGCUUGCAGGUGGCUAGUUUCAUUUAUUCCUACAUGAAAGCCAUGGCAAGAAGCACUCUUCCAGAUCACCGUGCACUUGCUUCUGCUUGUAAUGCAGCCAUCAAACUCCUGACUCCCAGGUUUGACAGACUAAGCUACCGUUACAGUAAAGCAUUCCACUUCAAUACUUAUAAACCUGAGUUACUGAUGGGUAUAUCUGAAGAUAUGCAUAUGAUCAAACAUACGGCUAGUAUUCUUCCAACAGUUCUGAUGAACAAAGGUCGAAUGUUCUUCAAGCAUCUUGGAAUAGACACUGAUUUAGAGUUUACUGUCCGAACAGAAGGCCUACAGGAAUUGUUCUUCCGGCAUUACUCUGCAUCUCCACAGUCACUGAUAUCUAACAAGAUAAAGCAAGUCAUGAAAACACUAUCCCGAUGGAGAGAGGUACCAGCUGAAAAACCUCUAGCGUCAGCCUUUCUUAGGAUAUAUGAUCAAGAGAUUGCAUUUGCAGAGUUCAACAAGGAGGCCAUACAUAAUGCAAUAAGGACUAUAAAACAAACAGUAACACCACAUCUCUCUGCCCAAGACAUUAUAAAAGAAGUUGAACGGGGCAUCAAUAAACAUUUGUCAAAACCAUUUUCAAUUGCUGAAGUUCGACAGAUUAUUCCAACCUCUGUGGGCCUGCCUGUGGAAGCAAUGAUGCAAGCAACUGCAGUAAUAGGUGCAACAAUAAGCACUCAAGCAGAAGUUCAUCCACACCCAUCUGAAAACUUCAGGCUAGCUGACCUGUUUUAUUCUAAUAUUCGAUUGAAUGUUGAUGCCACCCCAAGUGCAAACUUGCAUAUAUCAUCACUAAUUGGUGUAAGGACUCCAUAUAUUCAGAGUACCAGUGAAUUUCAUCUGAAGGCUCAGGCUGCCAUCCCAUUGAAAUUUUCUGCUAAAGUGAAUUUGCAAAAUCAAAAUGUCAAGAUAGAAGCUGAACCCGUCCAGCAUGAAAAAGAUUUGGUAACAAUAAGAACUGAAGUAUUUGUUGCAUCAGAAAACACUGAAGAUCAGCAUUCAGCCAAAAGAACUCCAAUAAUGCCAUCGUUAUCAGAAGGAAAUGUUAGAAAACAACAAUUCCACCCUGGACAGGAGACUUCGGUGGAAAAUCAAAAAAUGGAAAGACAACAUUCUGGCCUGAUGUCCUCUGAGUCAGUGUCAGAUUCUAGGGAACACCUGUUCCAAGGCAGUAAGGCAGCAUCUCAAUCUGCCUAUCAGAUGUGUGCUAAAGCAAAAACUCUUGGCGUUGAAGCCUGCUUCAGAGCUAAAGCACAGAAUGCAAAAUUCAUUAAGAAGUCACCUUUCUUCUUGCUUACUGGAAUAAAUGAAGCUCAGGUGUUUCUCAGACCAGUACAAUCUGAACCAUCUAUUGACAACAUACAAGUUGAAUUUCAAGCAGGAGAAAACACAGCUUCCAAGAUAAUCCGUCAGAUAACUGGGGAAGAAAUGAACUUUGGAGAAGAUGAGCGUGUGCACAAAAUCAGUUUGAGGAGUCAAAAGGGUAUCUUGAAAAGUAAUAAAAAGCACACUGGCAGUCCCCUAACAAAGAAAUCAAGCACUUCCAGUUCUCAGAGUUCUAGCUCAGAAAACAAAGACAAUAAUGAAGACAAACAGAAGCAGCAUAAUAUCAAGUCAAAGAAUUUGCAAAACGAAUGGGAACACACUUCCAAAAAGGGCCCUCAACAACACCAUGCCAGCAACAGCCGCAGCAGUAGCAGUAGCAGUAGCAGCAGCAGUAGCAGUAGCAGCAGCAGCAGCAGCAACGGUAACAGCAGUUCAAGCAGCUCCAGCAGCAUCAGCACCUCCUCAGAGUCUUCAGAGAAGCAUCACAAAGACCAACACCCCAGGAAAAGGCAAUCAGUGGAGUCAGAAAUAUAUAAGCAUCAUUUCAUGUCUACUCGUGUCCAACAGAAGGAAAUCAGCAGAAAAGAGCCAUGGUCUCCAUCUGAAACCCAUGUUAUCAACAAGAACUUUGUCAGCAGCUCUAGUAGCAGCAGUAGUAGAAGCAGCAGCAACAAAAGCAAUAGUAAAAACAGUAGGAGUAGCAGUAGCAGCAGCAGUAGCAGCAGCAGCAGCAGCAGCAGUUCCAGCAGCAGCCAUUCCAGCAGCAGCAGCAGUUCAAGGAGUAGCAAUUCUUCCAGCAGCAUGUCUGCGUUGCAGUUCCUUGGAGACAGGGCACCACCAGUGUUUGCUAUAAUCAUUCAAGCCAGAAGGAAUGAUGGCAAAUUACAAGGGUACCAGAUAGCUGCAUUUGCUGAUUUCAAAGAUCCUAUACCAAGACUACAAGUGCACGCAGUAGAACUCACAGAAUCAAGCAAAUGGAAGAUGUGUGCUGGAGCUGCAGUACCCAGCAGUUUCAAAGCUCUGGCAAUCAUGAAGUGGGGGCAAGACUGCAAAGAGUAUAACGUGGCAGUUAAGGCAAUGACUGGAGAGUUUUCAGCUCACCCGGCUAUGCAGCUUAAAGUGAAGUGGGACCACAUUCCUCGUAAACUGAAACACAUAUCUGAAAUCAUCAGUGACUAUUUACCUGGUAUGGCAUUAAUGGCUGGAGUAUCUCAAAAGCCUCAGCAUAAUCCUUCAAGGGAAAUUUCAACCAUUGUUGCUGCAACUUCUCCAAGAACUGUCAUUAUUGUUGUCAAAACACCCAAGCUGACUUUCUAUAAUCAGGGUAUUCAGUUGCCAGUUCUAUUACCUAUAAAUGACAGAACAAGUGGAAAUCAGCUACCAACAGCUGUGUUUCAGGCACUUACUGAGGUCCCAGAAUUACUAAAAACUGCUGAUUCAGCUGAAUGUGUGAUAGAAAAGAACACAUUAAAAACUUUUAAUGGCAAGAAAUUGGAAUACGAAAUGCCUGAUGGUUGCUAUCAUAUUAUGGCUCAAGACUGCAGUCAUGAACUCAACUUCCUAGUUAUGAUUAAGAGACCUCAUCAUUUUCCACAAGGCAAAGCAGUUAAUGUAAAACUUUCUGAUCUGGACAUUGAGUUGCAUUCUUCUGAUGAAUCUAUUUAUCUGAAAGUUAAUGGCAAAGAAAUUCAGAGAAGUGAACUACCAUACCAUAAUUCUGAUGGGGUUCACCUUAUGAGGGAAAAAGGAGGAAUAACACUGAGAGCUGCUCAUCAUGGAAUAGAUUACUUAUAUUAUGAUGGGAGAUCAUGCAAGCUUCAAGUUUCGUCAUGGAUGAGGAAAAGAACAUGUGGUAUAUGUGGCCGUAAUGAUGGAGAAACUGUGCAGGAGUUUAGAAUACCUGAUGGUUCCUUAGCAAAGAAUGCUGCUGGCUUCGCCCUUUCCUGGAUUGCACCUGAAGAGUCUUGCUCAGGAUCUUGCCCACUGCAGCAUGCAUCUGUGAAACUGGAGAAACAUAUUGAACUUCACGGAGAAGAAUCCAAGUGCUUCCCUCUUAAUUCAGUGCUGCGCUGUUUGCCUGGAUGUACUCCCAUGAGAACUAUUCCAGUUCCUGUGGGAUUCCACUGUCUAGCAUCUGAUACCACCUUGACUGGACUAGAGGAACAUCCAAAUUUGGAACAGAAAACUGAAGACAUGGAGGAUUCCUUAGAGGCCCACACAGCUUGUUCAUGCAGUGCUGUAAAGUGUACAGCCUAGGCCAAUGAGACUAAUAGAAUUUACUUCCUUUUGUUUCUAGUACAUUAGUAACUGCAUAGCACCGUAUGGCACUUAAUUCAUACCGUAGAAGUGAUAAAUACAGCAACAGGCACAAACUUGAUUUGACAUGAAGAUCAUUAAGAAUAAGCAGUGAAAUGAGACUGGAGGUACUAUGUUUGAAUCUUACAAGAUAUGAAUUUAUAGUACUGCAAUGUGUAGAUUGCCAUUCACUGCUGCCUUCCUAAUCAUGGCCUGCAUUGUAAACAGAAGAGUAUAGCAAUUGUAUCUUAUUGCACCUUGUUAGUAGGUACAACAUGCACUGAAAUGCAAUGUUUUUCUUUGUUUCUGCAGUGCCUAAUCCUCCUUCUUGUAUUUAUCUUUUGUUCCCUUUUAUUGUUUUUCUCAUUUAGCUAAUAUUCUAUGCCUUUACUUCAGUGGCCUACCAUGCAGUCAACCCUACACGUUUUAGCAGCCAGUUUUGACAUAUACUACUCUGUCUUACCUUUUUCUUGCUCCUGUAUAUCCUAUAUAUAUUUAACACCAGACAUUUCUAAAGUGCAGCCAAAUGCAUAUAUUCCACUGCAAUAAUGCUUUUCAACCAAAUCACAUCUACAUUUUGUGAAGGCAAAAUGUCAUAAUAAACAUUAUGCACUUCAUUUUAUUCUUAAUGCAGUAUCAGUAACUUGUGCAUCAUAUACAGAUUAUGACCUUGUAAGCAUUCAUGCACUGUAUGUUACUCUGUGUUUCUUUCAUUUCUUUCUUUUAUUUAUUUAUUUUUUUUGCAAAGGUAAACUAAUAUUAUGCAUGUUGUGACUGACCAUUGACUCAGAUCAAGGCUGAACAGGUUCAAGGAACAAUCUACUUAAUCAGAAUAUCAAACUUAAUAUACAUUGCAACUAGCAGAUAAUUACUCUGUAACAAAAAGAAUGUGAGAAGACUGUACUUUUCCUUCAUUCACAGUAAGCAGAUUUUACAUUUACCUUUGGUAGUUAUUGGUGUUUCACCUUUGCCUCUUGUAGCAUAUUGGUUAUUCAUUUACUGGUAUACCACAUGACUAUAUAAAAAGCUGUGUACAUUGCAACAGCAUUGGCUGGACUGUUUCUCAUUGCAACCACCUCUGCUCUUUAGUUAUUUCCAUGUAUGCCAUCCUACAAUACUCCCCCACCCCCCACAGACACACACACACACAUACCACCUUGAGUCCUAGUUGUGCAGCAUGUGGUACCACUGACAUCUCUAUGUACUUGAUAAACAGUAUUUACUUCUUUAGUUUAUUAAACUUAAUAUUCCUUUAAGGAAUGGGCUAUUGUACCUCUGCAUGCUGUCAGGGCAUAUACCUAAUGAUUUAGAGUGAUAGUAACUGUAUGUUAUGGUUUGGCAUUGAAACAUUCUGACCAGUCUGCAGUUCGAUAUGUCCAGCUUGUCAUGUCCCUUUUUGGAUUAAAGUUGCAGGUAAUGGGAGUCACAUUAUGCAAAGAAUCACAGUGAAACAGCUAGGUAACGUACACUCUUGUAUCGGUGCAUUUUACAUGUAAAGUUAUAUUUCAACAUUUGAUAAGCAUACUAUCCCAUAAACAAUCCAAAACACCUAUAUCUCUCAGAGAAAAACAACUUCCUUUUUUUUCCCUUUUGACCCAGAAACCAACAAAAUGCUACCUUCUGCAGCAAACUUGGAAUGUCUAAAUUAAACACAACAGUAAGGAGCUAAUCUUUCAAGAGAACUGCAUUCGUACUUUGAAGUUUCAGUUAUUUGCUGUAAUGUUUCAAACUGUGAAAACUUUUCCUGUUUCUACACAAAUGUUAUUAUAAAAUUUGACAUUUUACAUGUUAAUCUAACUCUAAAUGAAAGUGUUCCAUACAUAUUUUCAAUAAAUUAUUACAAACAAACCCAA
This is a messenger RNA of Protopterus annectens (West African lungfish), 7379 nucleotides long. Its product is annotated as vitellogenin-like. The transcript has 35 exons. NCBI's taxonomy places the organism in Eukaryota, Metazoa, Chordata, Ceratodontiformes, Protopteridae. The record is from RefSeq and is a predicted model, not a curated record. The coding region runs from base 133 to 5487 and encodes 1784 amino acids. Gene Ontology annotation, molecular function: lipid carrier activity. Gene Ontology annotation, biological process: lipid transport.